GCCACGGCUGGCUGUGAUUGGUUGAGCCGCAGCACAGCUCGCAGCUGUGGGAACUGCAGAGGGGUGUCAGCCCCACUCGGCGUGACAAUCAGUGUGUUUAGCGGAGCGAACAGCAGUCUCCCCAGGGACCGCCCGGCCCGGCCCGAGGUAACCGAUUAGGCACGCCUGUCGCCGCGGCGAGGGGCGGUCGCGGCUUCAUGAAGUGUCGCGGCGACAAAGCCCCGUCCUCGCAGCAGGCUGGCAACACUGAGCCACGAGUGCUGACUGGCGACCUGCGCGGCAGGAAUGUGUCGUCACAAGGCAGUGAGCGCGCGACCCGCAGAGCCGCCGCAUGUUCCACGCUGCGGCCGACACCUUGCCUCAGGACAGAGUCGGGGAGGAGGGUCAGCUGGCGGCCACUGGAGGCCACUGGAGGCCACUGGAGGCCACUGGACGGUGGAGGGGCGCUGGAGGCCGCCCGCCUGUGUCAGUACCUGCCCGCCGCUUCGCUGGAGCGGACACAACCUGUAUCCUUCACUAGCGCCAACUGACCAGCUCGCCAUGACCCUGGCGCCGCCUAGCGUCAUGAGCCACGAGCCGAACCCGGCGCCCUCCAGCCUGCCUCAUGACCUGCAGGCCGUGAGGCAGUGGCUCAAGAAGCAGCCUCACCUGCCUCACCACUGCGACGACGCGUGGCUGGAGCGGUUCAUGUACGGCUGCAAGUACAGUCUGGAGCGCACCAAGUCCAUACUGGACGCCUACUACACGGUGCGGGCCGCGGUGCCGGAGCUGUUCGAGGACCGCGACCCGCUGUCGCAGCAGCUGCAGAACAGCGCCGACAACCUGUGGCACGCGAUGCUGCCCAAGCUGACGCCGGAUGGGUACCGGGUCACCGUCCUGCGUCUCAGCAGCGAGCAGGCCGACCUGGACCUGGUGGCGGCGGGCAAGCGCGCGCUCAUGGUGAUGGACGUGUGCCUGUGCGAGAGCCGCACCCUCAGCAACGUGGUGGUGAUCGACCUGCAGGGCUUCAGCGCCGCCCAGAUGGCCAAGGGCGUGCCCUCCAACCCCACCAUGCGGCGCAUCCUGCUGUGCACCCAGGACGCCUUCCCCAUGCGUCUGGCGCAGGUGCACUUCGUGAACGCGCCCGCCCUGCUGGAGAAGGUGAUGGCCUUGGCCGCACCGCUGCUCAAGGACAAGCUCACCAAGAAGUUCUUCGUCCACUCUCAGGUGGAGACGCUUUAUGAGCAUGUGCCGAGGGAGAUCCUGCCACAGGAGUACGGUGGCGACGCUGGGUCCAUGAAGCAGCUAAGCGACGCCUGGAUGCAGAAGCUGGUGGACUACCGAGCUUGGUUCGCGGACGAGCAGGCGCGCAGCAAGGCGGACGAGAGCAGGAGACCCAACAGGAAGACCAGCCGCCUGCUGACGGAGCUGUGCGUGGACGACAUGCAAGGUUCCUUCAGGAAACUAUCCAUCGACUGAAGGUCUGCACGUCCGGCUGCGCGACUCUGGACUCUGCUUCUGGUGGCUUGGCUCUCCGGCUCAGCUCGAACCUAGCGAGUCGGUGUGAAACGAGCUAAUCAAGACGAACCAAGAUUCAGUUCAGGCAGCGCUGCUCAUACAUAACAUGCAGUUGUGCAAAAACACAAUCAUUGUAUCUUGUAUUCCUGUGUGAUAUGCAGUCACAAGUACAGUUAUUAUAAAAUACAUUAUAUAUCUAACAGUAUAUCUUCCAUGAUGUGAAUUCUAAGAAUAUGCCCUUUAAAAUUAUAUAGAUUUUAUGAGAACAAAUAUGCUUUUAACAAAAAAAAAAAGUAUUUGAUUGGAAUUGUAACCCUCACCAACAAUAAUUUUGUAAAGCUCCUAAAGUGGCAACCUAUAAACAUUUACUCUACACAAAAUAACUUGUGAACCUAUACUUACAUGGUUAUGAGCAGUAUAUGAUAGCAGAUCCGAACCCAGUCUGCAGGCUGGAGCCGGAGCCGAUGUCCACCAUACUGUAUAGUGACGUCACGGCGGCCAUAUUUGAGGACAUUGACCUUGGACCUUGACCCCUACGGCCAUCGUGUAUUCGCCAUCUUUGAUCCGCUAUCUUGGGUGCCACCAUUUUGAAUUAUGACAUCACAAUUGCCAUUUCCAUCAUAGCUGCCAUCUUGAAAAUCCAUGAUUAAUAUCAGAAAAUUUUGGAAAAAAAUUUAAAAUUAAUAAAAUAAUGAAUCAACAAAAUUAUAACUUAUAUUAUAACUUACAUGUAUUGCGAAGCUGUUAAAUUUAAGCUUCGAGUGUUAUCUUUUACAUUUGUAAUCAACUGAGUUUUGGAUAAGGCUUGAACCAAAAUAUGUAUUUGUAAUUAAUUAUUUUUGAAAUGUAUGAGUUAGAUAUUUAUUAAUAAUGAGUUGACGAAUGUACACAUGCCACUCAAUAAAAAAAAUAUUUUGUUAUUUAUGAAUUUCGUAAAGCAUGUUAUAUUUUGAGAAUAAAGUGUUAUUUUUUCUGUUAUGAUAUUAAAAUAUUACUUUUUAUAUUC
Bacillus rossius redtenbacheri is the source of this 2503-nucleotide messenger RNA. RefSeq names its product alpha-tocopherol transfer protein-like. Bases 286 to 1458 code for a protein of 390 amino acids. NCBI's taxonomy places the organism in Eukaryota, Metazoa, Arthropoda, Insecta, Phasmatodea, Bacillidae. Gene Ontology annotation, molecular function: phosphatidylinositol bisphosphate binding. The record is from RefSeq and is a predicted model, not a curated record. The transcript is spliced from 8 exons. Gene Ontology annotation, cellular component: membrane.